Molecule: messenger RNA, 276 nt
Organism: Pyricularia oryzae 70-15
Lineage: Eukaryota; Fungi; Ascomycota; Sordariomycetes; Magnaporthales; Pyriculariaceae
Exons: 2
Coding region: 1-276 (91 amino acids)
Source: RefSeq, a predicted model, not a curated record
AUGCAUCUUCAAAGUUGUAUCGCUACGGCGGCCGCCGCCUUGGCCAUGCUCCCCUGCGUGAUCGCUGCAGGCCCUAGCGGAGUCAAGGCCGAAUCCUCCGUCCGGAACCCUAAAUACGGAGAUCAUUGCGAGCUCACUGCCUGCCAGGCCACGUGGACGGGCGGUAGUAAAUCAGAGCCGUGCCCACCCAAGAACAUUAAUGUCGACGCGAGAAAGGUGAUACAGCAACAUGAAUUUGAAUCUGAAUCUGACACAUGGUGGAAGAGAGAUAUAUAG